This is a messenger RNA of Eleginops maclovinus (Patagonian blennie), 8356 nucleotides long. It is a transcript of the gene scrib, whose product is annotated as scribble planar cell polarity protein. Gene Ontology annotation, molecular function: protein binding. The record is from RefSeq and is a predicted model, not a curated record. Gene Ontology annotation, cellular component: postsynaptic membrane; basolateral plasma membrane; adherens junction. Gene Ontology annotation, biological process: cell-cell adhesion; establishment or maintenance of epithelial cell apical/basal polarity; receptor clustering. NCBI's taxonomy places the organism in Eukaryota, Metazoa, Chordata, Actinopteri, Perciformes, Eleginopidae.
GCCUCGGCGCAACAAGGGGAAUGAUGCGCGGCUGUUGCUGAAGCUCCUGGCAUUGUAAUUACGUCGCAUUAAAACAACACCCGGCAGUGUAUUGUACUUCUAGUGGCAUGUUGCUACUUCACCCUUUGGUCGGUUAAGAGGGUGUUUUCCGUAACGUUCGUUAUUCUUAUGUUAGUGAGCUAUCGGCAGCUAGGCACAAAGGCGUUAAGUGAGCUACUAGCCGAUGUAAGCUAACGGUUACUAGCAUGCUAACAACACAGCCGCGGAGAACGAGCACAUCGUUACGCAGCCACACUCGGGUUAAUCUCUGCUGACUCGCUCUGUGGGUUAUGUGAGUUGUUUCGUGUUAGACAUUUAUCUGUAGCCUAAGUCAAGUGGUUGUUUUAUCAGUUACCACUCAUGACUAGGAUACUUGAAGCAACACUGAAGCAUAACUGGUUCGUUGGCUUGUUUUUCAGCUAGACGAGGCACUGCUUCGGUCUCAUUCAGGGAUGUGGCGGUAGCAAAACAAGCUAACGUUCCUCCCCUCUGUGAAGAAGUGACUGCAAGAAGUGAGGAAACACUUCAGACAAGCGGGAGUUUGUAUUUGUGUUUAUCGUACAUUCCGGUGUGGAUGACACGAGGACAAACCUGAGACACACAGCUGAACUGAAACUUGGAAUAUCGCUAACAGGUCGAAGGGAUUAUUUUUGUGUCUCUAAGUGGAUUUCGGCCUCCUGUUGGGGAUCGUCGUGGGAACACCGUGAGUGUUUUGACAUUGAGUGAGUCUACACGCUCACAAUAUCCUCCCUACCGCCGACCUUCACCCUCCGAUGCGGAGAUUUCAGUAGCACCGGCAACCAAAUUCCCCCCGGCGGCCGGACAUGCUGAAGUGUAUCCCCCUGUGGCGUUGCAACCGCCACGUCGAGUCGGUGGACAAGCGACAUUGCAACUUGCAGACAGUCCCCGAUGAAGUAUUCCGCUACAGUCGGAGCCUGGAGGAGCUUCUCCUCGAUGCCAACCAACUCAAAGAGCUACCAAAGCCUUUCUUCCGACUACUGAACCUACGGAAGCUCGGCCUCAGUGACAAUGAGAUCCAGAGACUCCCUCCCGAGGUGGCCAACUUCAUGCAGCUGGUGGAGCUUGACAUCUCCAGAAAUGACAUUCCUGAGAUCCCCGAGAGCAUUAAGUUUUGCAGGGCCUUGGAGAUCGCCGACUUCAGCGGAAACCCCCUCUCCAGAUUGCCGGAUGGUUUCACUCAACUGCGAACGCUGGCUCACUUGGCACUCAACGACGUGUCCUUGCAGACAUUGCCCAACGACGUUGGAAACUUGGCCAACCUGGUGACGUUGGAGCUCAGAGACAACCAGCUGAAGUCGCUGCCCACGUCCCUCUCCUUCCUGGUUAAACUGGAACAGCUGGACCUGGGCAGCAAUGAACUGGAAGUUUUGCCGGACACCCUAGGUGCUCUCCCCAACCUUAGGGAGCUUUGGCUGGACCGCAACCAGUUGUCCUCAUUACCACCGGAGCUGGGGAACCUCCGGAGACUGGUGUGUCUGGAUGUGUCAGAGAAUCGUCUGGAGGAGCUGCCCUCGGAGCUGAACGGCCUCCUGGCUCUCACUGACCUGCUGCUCACACAGAACCAGCUGGAGGACGUCCCAGACAGCAUAGGCUGCCUGAAACAGCUGUCUAUCUUCAAAGUGGACCAGAACAGACUGACCCAACUGACUGAUUCAAUAGGAGAGUGUGAAAACCUCACAGAACUCGUCUUAACAGAGAACCUUUUACAGUCACUUCCUCGCUCGCUGGGCAAGCUGAAGAAGCUGACCAACCUGAAUGUAGACCGCAACCGUUUGGGCAACGUGCCCAAAGAGCUGGGCGGCUGUGCCAGCCUCAACGUCCUCUCUCUGAGAGACAACCGCCUGGGCAAGCUGCCUGCUGAGCUCGCAGAUGCCACUGAGCUGCAUGUGCUGGAUGUGGCUGGAAAUAGAUUACAAAACCUGCCUUUUGCCCUGACAAACCUCAACCUGAAGGCCAUGUGGCUCGCAGAGAACCAGUCACAGCCAAUGCUCAAGUUCCAGACAGAGGAUGAUGAGCAGACGGGUGAGAAGGUGCUGACCUGCUAUCUCCUGCCUCAGCAGCCUUCCCCUAGCCUCGAGAACUUGCUGCAGAACAGUGUGGACGACAGUUGGACGGACAGCAACCUUAACCGAGUGUCAGUCAUUCAGUUCCAGGAGGAGACCAAGGGAGAGGAGGAGGAUGAUGAAGCUGCUGCAGAACGCAGAGGCCUUCAGCGAAGGGCAACACCGCACCCCAGUGAGCUGAAGGUGAUGAAGAAGGUGAUUGAGGAGAGGAGGAAUGAAGCUUACACAUCCAGGGAUGGAGAGUCCCCUGAUUCACAGGAGAAACGGCUCAGUGACCUCUCCAAUCAGAGCCAUGACUCUCAGGUGUCCAAUAGCACACUGUCGGCCACCUCCCACGAAGAGAGACACAAUGCUACGUCGCAUAGGGAGGACCUUGUAGACGGCCACGGCCAUCAGGAUGAGGACGAGCUGGAUGAGAUGGAAGUGGAGUACAUUGAGCCCACUGUGCACUUUGCAGAGGAGCCCAUGAUCCGGGGUCUGGAUGACGACGAGGAGGAGGACGGGGAAGACGGCGAGAGGAGUGACGAGGAGGAGAGACCGGCUUUCCCCGCAGAGAAGCAGCGCCUGAUCAGAAAGGACACGCCGCACUACAAGAAGCACUUCAAGAUCACCAAGCUGCCCAAACCCGAGACUGUGGCGGCACUGCUGCAGGGCUUCAACCCCGACAGCAUGAACUCUCCCCCACAGCCUGCACAGGAGGAGGAGGAGGAUGAGGAGGAGGAGGAGGAAGAGGAAGAGCUGAGUAUGUGCACCCCUCAGCACCAUAACAGGAUGGAGGCGCUGGAAGACAGUCGGCUCCAGGUCAACUCCAGUCAAGUAAAGGGGGUGUCAUUUGAUCAAGUCAAUAAUCUGCUGAUUGAACCUGCUCGAAUUGAGGAGGAAGAGCACUCGCUGAUCAUCAUGCGACAGACUGGCGGCCUCGGUAUCAGCAUUGCUGGAGGGAAAGGAUCUACACCUUACAAGGGAGAUGAUGAGGGAAUUUUCAUCUCCAGAGUAUCUGAAGAUGGCCCUGCCGCCAGAGCAGGGAUAAAAGUGGGAGACAAACUCCUAGAGGUCAAUGGAGUGGACCUCCACGAAGCAGAACAUCACACGGCGGUGGAAGCUCUCCGGAGCUCUGGCGCUACAGUGUCCAUGUCGGUGCUGCGGGAGCAUAUGGUGGAGCCGGAGAACGCCAUCACCACCACGCCACUGAGGCCGGAGGACAGCUAUUUCCCGCGCGAGAGACGGAGCAGCGGCAUCGCCUUCAACAUGGAGACGGCUCCCGCCGGGCCACAGCAGCGGCUCUCCACCUGCCUGAUCCGGAACGACAAGGGGCUGGGGUUCAGCAUCGCAGGGGGCAAAGGCUCCACCCCUUACCGCACAGCAGACACAGCUAUUUACAUCUCUCGGAUCGCAGACGGGGGAGCAGCACACAGAGACAGCACACUGCGUGUCGGCGACAGAGUGAUCUCCAUCAAUGGUGUAGACAUGACAGAGGCCAGGCAUGACCAGGCAGUAGCACUCCUUACCGGCACCUCCCCCACCAUUGCCCUCGUGGUGGAGCGAGACCUGAAUGCACCAGCGGGCUCUCCAGGUCAAUCCCGGGCACGAGCCCACUCCCCUCCACCCCCAGAACCCUCAGACUCACCGGACCAGGAGGAGGACGGCCUCACCAUGCACGGGAACAACCUGAGCCGCAUGGAGGACGAGUAUCCCAUCGAGGAAGUGAUCCUGUUGAAGUCCGGCGGGCCUCUAGGCCUGAGCAUUGUGGGCGGCAGUGAUCAUGCCAGUCACCCGUUUGGCAUCAAUGAACCCGGGGUGUUCAUCUCAAAGGUGAUUCCUAACGGCCUAGCGUGUGAGAGUGGACUGCGUGUCGGGGACCGGAUUUUAGAAGUAAACGCCAUCGAUCUGCGUCACGCCACACACCAGGAGGCUGUGCGAGCGCUGCUGGCCAACAAGCAGGAGAUCCGUAUGCUGGUGCGGAGGGACCCUUCCCCGCCUGGGAUGCAGGAGAUUGUAAUCAAUAAGCAGCCAGGGGAGAAGCUCGGCAUCAGUAUACGUGGAGGGGCCAAGGGUCACGCAGGAAACCCCUUUGACCCCACAGAUGAAGGCAUCUUCAUCUCUAAGGUGAGUUCGAGCGGUGCUGCAGCAAGGGACAGCAGGCUGAAGGUUGGGAUGCGUAUCCUGGAGGUGAACAACCACAGCCUGCUGGGGAUGACGCACACAGAGGCAGUGCGAGUGCUCCGGGCUGUGGGAGACUCUCUGGUCAUGCUGAUGUGUGACGGAUUCGACCCACAAAAGAUGACGGGCGUGGAGGCGUCUCCCGGCAUCAUCGCCAACCCAUUUGCCACGGGCAUCGUCCGUAAGAACAGCAUGGAGAGCAUCUCUUCUAUAGACCGAGACCUGAGCCCGGAGGAGAUGGAGAUCAUGCAGAAGGAGUCUGAGAUGGUGAGAGAGACAUCACAGUGGGAGCGGGAAGAGAUGGAGAAAGUGGAGCAUAUGCGCUUGGAGCGAGAGGAGGCAACUCGCCUGCUAGAAGAGGAGACUGAGAACAUGGGCACUGGACCUUUGAAACUUGACUACAAAACCCUGGCGGCUCUGCCCACCACCAGCCUGCAGAAGCUCAACAGGGCGCCUCCUUCUGACUUCAACAGGACGGAGAGCCCGAUCAGAGACGCCCCCUACUCCCCCACCCUCCAACCGCCCAGCCAUCACUCCUCCAGCAGCUCCCUGUGUGGGGGCAGGGAGACCCGCUUUGCAAACCUUCAUUACACUUCAACUCCAACUGCUAUCGACAGCUCUCCAUCUUCAACGCGACCGGGUGCCAUCCAGCCAGUCGGGCGCUGCGGCAGAGCCCCUUCCCCUGCCACUCCGGACGGCCACAGUCCUAACCCCUUCCAGCAUGGCCCCUCCCCCUUCAACUCCCAGACCUCUCCUCGCGCCCCCUCCCCCACCUCGCCCGAUGAGUUCCCCAUGAACGUGAAGCAGGCAUACAAGGCGUUUGCCGCCGUGCCUCGCUCACUGGCCGUGCUGGAGCCGCCGCAGGACCUGUAUGGAGUCAGGAAUAACUUCCACCCCAAGGAACCGUCUCCAGAGCCUGAGUUGAUGAACGAGGUGUUUGAUGAUGUCAUAGACGGUCAGGAGGGGGCUGGUCUGAGCAGCACGGGCUCCCCAAGGCCCCCCCUCUCUCCUGACCGGCGGGAGUAUCUGAGCCUGGCCGCAGUGCCUCGCCUCUCCAGGCCGUCCUGGGACCUGCAGAGUCCUUCUCCUGGAGGUCGGGGCAGCCCGGAGCAGCGCUCCUUCAGGGACCGACAGAAGUAUUUUGAGAUUGACGUGAAGCAGCAGACACCAGAAAAACCCAAACCCAGAGUGUCUCUUGUUGGAGAAGAUGACCUUAAGAAAAUGAGGGAAGAAGAAGAGAGGAAGUUUGAGCAGCGGGCGCGGGAGUACCUGAUGGAUGAGGACGAGGAGGAUGAUGAGGAGGAUCUGGCAAAGCAGGUGGCGCAGAUGAAGGCCACCGGCAAGGUGUUGCUGGACGGAGUGGAGUACAACGUGGAGCCAGUGUCCACCCCCACCCAGCAGUGCGCUACACCCCCCUGCUACAACGUCACACCUCCCAGCUACUGUGGCAGCUCAGGGCCUUCUUCUGUGGAUGGUAAGGGAGACUCUCAGAGGAACUCACUAGAUGACAGCUUCAGGCUGGAGCAGAGACCCAACUCCAUGACUGGUCUGAUCCCAGCGUACACCGGGGACUCUGCGGCCCCCAUCCGCACAGCCAAAGCAGAGCGGCGGCAUCAGGAGAGGCUCCGUAUGCAGAGCCCCGAGCUCUCUGUGGCCUCCGACAAGGACCUGUCCCCUGCUGAGAAACGAGCUCUGGAGGCCGAGAAGAGAGCCAUGUGGAGGGCAGCACGGCCCUGCGGCCUAGAGGACGAUGUUAGGCAGUAUGAGCAGGACCUGGCUAAGAGGCUCUACCAGGCCAGAGUGAGGGCGUCUCAGGGCCCGGCCGAGGCCCCCCAGCCCCCCACCUCUUCCUCCUCCUCUGCAGCCUCCCAGCUCAGGAUGAAGUCUCUGGAACAGGAUGCUCUGAAAGCACAGAUGGUCAUCGCCAAGUCUCGGGACGGAAAGAAACGUGGAACACUCGACCAGCUGACGGAGUCGCCCUCGCCUGCCCCCACCCCCUCUCCCACACCUAUGGAAGAGCUCAGUCCUCGAGGAGUAACCUCUCCGGGUCGGCUGUCCCUGUCGUCAAAGAAGUUUGACUACCGACAGUUUGCUGCCAUUCCUUCUUCCAAACCCGUAUACGACAUCCAGUCCCCUGACGCAGUGGACGACCUGCAGUUCAUCGACGACGGCUCUAGCAACCCAGUUCCCGCUGCAAGCCCUGAGGUCGAGGUGCCCACCCCGCUGCCUGCCACCUCGGCCCUGGAGGAGAUGGCCCUGUACAGCAACAAGCGUAAACUGAGGCAGGGCCGCCGCAGCCUGGAGACCGCCGUGCCCACGUAACGGCUCACACUGAGAAGAAAGCCCAAGACAUGAAGCGAACACACACACACACACAUUAAGAUGCACUGUGGAACACUGGUAACACAGAGUCACUAAACACUACACAGUCAGUAGAGGGAGAGUUCCUCCCCCAUAUAUAACCACUGCAGAGACUACACUUAUAUCCUGCGUGCCAGUCUUGCCUAUACAGUCCGUGGAUGAGUUGGCAAGUUGCUCAGCAGUCCCUAAAGGGCAAGAACGAGCUAGUGUGGUUAGCUAGCUGUCACUACUUACAGACCAUUCUCUUUUUGUUGUUGUUGUACACUCGGUUCACCAAGUAGAAGCUUAUCUAUUUUAAAAAGGAGGUGGCCGACGUUUUUUAGUUUUUUAUUUUUGCACCUGUAAUGAUUUUGCUGUUUAAAAAGAACAUACUGGAAGAGAGAAGAAAUGGGUCAUAGCUAUACUAACCUGUUGAAUGAUAUUUGUAGGCUUUCAGUGACUAGAUUGUAAAAUGUCAGGGGUUUCUUGAGACUCGGGCAGACAGGAGUGUACAUAUUAAUUGAGGAGGGAACAUCUUGCUACCUUCACACUCAGAAAUUGUGGAGAGCUUUUAAAAACACAAAACAAAGUACAUAUCUUUUUUGCACUGCCACCUAUCAGCUUUUAACGAACAUAUAUCUCAAGUAAUUUAUUCUUUCUAGCAUUUAAUCAACUCGAGGGCCCUCUGUUUCAACUUCAUGUGCUUUUGGGAGUGCAUGACUGAUGCUUAUUGUAAUGUAUCUUUAAGUACAUUUCAAGACUAAUUCAUUUCCCUUUAUGUAAACACCAGACAUGUUUAGAGACAAGCUUAGAUCGCUUUAUCUGUUGCAGCUCACGGUAGUUGGUCAUACCUGUGAUUGUUCUAUUCCCCAUUGAGAGAAUAGGACUACACUAAGCAGGCAGUUUUACAGAUAAACAUAUCACAUAUUAAAGUUUGGAAGUAUGCAUAGUAUCAUUUAAUAAGUAACGGUACUCACCCUGCCCGGUUUAGGGUCCUAUUUUUUUAUUUUUCAAUGUGAAUCAUGAAUUUCUAUCCUUGAAUUAUCUGGAGGGAUUCCAGAGCGAUGUGAAGGUAGCAGGUGUUUUAUUUUUCUGUCUAUUUAAAUCUGACGCCACUGAAAAAUCAUUUUAUUAUUGUGUGAAUAAUGUACAAAUACUGAAAGGAAAGCAAACGUUGGGUUUGAAACUGAGCCGGUCUUGACAGGCUUGGUACUGGGAUGCUCUCUGCAUGUAUAUUGGUUUGUUAAUGGAAGAGCUGCGGGAGCCAGAAGCAAUUAGAAAUCCCUCUCAAGACAUUGUUCUCAUUCAGAUCACUGCUCGACAUGCUGUCAGUUUAUGUAUCAGAAUCACAGCAUAGUAGCAUUUGUUUUAAUUUAAAGUAGGGUCUUUUAAUCAUAGCUUUCCAUGUUGCUCUCACUGACUGAAAUUCAGUUUGUUUGAUAACGUUUGCAAUGGUUGAUAUCUUUUUGUUUUUUACUUGCAGUAGGUAAAUCUUUUUUUUCAGAUGGGUUUCACUACAUUAUUAAUGCAGUGUUUCAAGUGUUUGUGUUUAUUCUUUUGUCAAGUUCUCUUUUGGGACUUUUACUUGCAACUAUGUCAGAAGGAAGGGGUCGGAAGUUCUAGUGUCAAGAGUUAGAGCUCACACAAGACUGUAACUAGUGAAUUUGUACAACCAAAGAAGUCUAUUUUGUGGUUCAGGAAUAAUAAAUUUUACUUUUCAUUUAAGAAGCUGA